UGCAUCUCAGCUUGUGCGGUUCGUUCUUUGUUCGUGCCCCUCCUGAGCGAGAGGAAAAAAUAAGCCUGCUGGUCUGCGAGGCGGACGUCUACUAUCAUACAUAGAGAAAACUCGCUUCGCAUCCACAACAUCUGUGCGGCAAUAUCCUGGAGGACACCCACCCCCGUUCUCUGGACUGAUCGGGAGUACUGAGAGGGGGUGACUAAGAGAAGCAACGCGGAUAGGAUGGCAUCCUUUCCGUUCAUGCCCAUGGCGGUGCUCACCGUCGGUUUGCUCAGCGCUUGGAUCGUCCAGCUAGGCGUGAUCGCUUACGCGGGAUACAUGGUGCGCCACUUGGGUAUCGUCGAGGACAAGGAUCAAGCCGAGAGCAGGGUAAAGAUGGCUACCAGGCGCGAAGAUGAAGCCCGCCAAGCAGUGGAGGCCCGCCGAGCAGCGGAGGCCCGCCAAGCAGCGGAGGCCCGCCAAGCAGCGGAGGAAGCCAGGAUCGAAGAACUGGUCAACGAGAGAGUAGCAGCUCGGAUGGAGCAGAUGAUGGAGGAGAAACUGACCAAGAAGAUGGCCGAGAUGGAGGUACGGCAACGAGCCGAGCAGCUGAGCACAGAAGAUCUCCGGAGCGGGAACGAGGAAAAAGGGGUACCACACCAGCAAGCGACUGGGGGCCCAUCGCCCAACCCCUCCGCAGACGAGCUGGCCAACGCGAUUGCGACUGCCAUGGCCGGUCGCCUCCAGACCUCAUCAGGGGAUAUCGGUGCAGUACCACACCCUGCAACUCUCCGUAUGACUGAGAGUAGAAGAAUUGAGCCUUGGGAUGGUGUGUUUAAGUCGGGGGACAAUAAGCAGCAAAAGCUUUUGAUUUUCAGAUCGAGCAUGGUAGCACGGUUUGCACAGGAGGAUGUUCACGAAGUAGUGAUGAGCAACCAAGACAUCCCAGUAGGGAGGCAAGGCAUCAGCAUGGUA
Messenger RNA from Ectocarpus sp. CCAP 1310/34, 957 nucleotides. The record is from the annotation of a GenBank genome assembly. NCBI's taxonomy places the organism in Eukaryota, Phaeophyceae, Ectocarpales, Ectocarpaceae.